GAUGCGGGCUCUGAGCUGCUCACAGCUCGCCUGACCAGCGGGGCCGAGGCGGCGGCGGUGUUGGUGGUGGUGCUGGAAGACGACGAGGAGGAGGAGACAGGUUCGAGGAGGAGGAGGUGGUGGUGGUGAACUCGGAGAAACGUGGAACAACGAAGCCAUCGUCGUCAUCAUGGUGGUCACGGUGGAUUUUGACGAAUGCCUCAAAGACUCGCCAAGAUUUCGGGCGAGCCUCGAAGAGGUCGAGGGCGAUGUGGUGGAGCUCGAGGUGAAGCUGGAGAAGCUGGUGAAGCUGUGCGGGGGGAUGAUCGAGGCGGGCAAGGCGUACAACGUGGCCAACCGCCUCUUCGUCAACGGGUUGCGGGACCUCGUCACCCAGUCCCGCAAGGACGACAUGCUCGUGGAGUGUCUGGACAAGUUUGCCUCAGGCCUGCAGGAGGUCGUCAAAUUUUACACGGUGCUGUUCGAUCAGGCACACCGCUCCAUCAAGCUGCAGCUGCAGAAGUUCGUCAAAGAGGACGUGAAGAAGCUGAAGGAGACGAAGAAGCACUUUGAGAAGAUGAGCGAGGACAUGGAGGGGGCGCUGGCGCGCAACGCGCAGGUGUCGCGCACGCGCCCACACGAGAUGGAGGAGGCGAGCGCCGCCCUCGCCUCCACACGCAAGUGCUUCCGCCACCUGGCGCUCGACUACGCGCUACAGAUAAACGUUCUUCAGACCAAGAAGAGGCUGGAGGUUCUCGAUUCGAUGCUCUCCUACAUGCACGCGCAGUACGCCUUCUUCCAGCAGGGCUUCGACCUCCUCAACAACCUCGACCCCUACAUGAAGAACCUCGCUUCGCAGCUGGACCAGCUGGUGGUGGAGUCGGCCGUGGAGAAGAGGGAGAUGGAGCACAAGCACGCGCUCAUCCAGCAGAAGGCGACAAUACAGGAGAUCUCGGACGACGGCCGGAUGGACGUGAGCCUGGACUCGCCCACGGGAGUGGUCAUGGAGGGGUACCUUUACAAGCGAGCCAGCAACGCCUUCAAGACCUGGAACAGGCGCUGGUUUUCUAUUCAGAACAAUCAACUGGUCUACCAGAAAAAGAUGAAGGACGGACUCACGGUCGUGGUGGAGGACCUGCGCCUCUGCUCCGUGAAGCCGCACGAGGACAUCGAGCGGCGAUUCUGCUUCGAGGUCGUCUCCCCCAACAAGAGCUGCAUCCUCCAGGCGGACUCGGAGAAGCUGAGGCAGCUGUGGAUCCAGGCGGUGCAGGCGAGCAUCGCCACGGCGUACCGUGACGCGUGCGACGACACAUACGCCAUGCGCCUGGAGCGGAACGCGUCGCCCUCCACGGGAAGCCUGGACUCGGCGUCGGACGCCCGUGACCGCGGGGCGCGAGGCUGCAGCGACAACGUGCUGGCGCGCGUGCAGGCCAUCCGUGGCAACGAGCGCUGCUGCGACUGCGGGCAGCCCGACCCACGCUGGGCCAGCAUUAACCUGGGCAUCGCCCUCUGCAUCGAGUGCUCCGGGAUUCACAGGAGCCUUGGAGUUCACUGCUCUAAAGUUCGAUCCCUAACCCUGGACUCGUGGGAACCAGAGCUUCUGAAGCUGAUGUGUGAGCUCGGGAACCACGUGAUCAACGACAUCUACGAGGCGAGCGCGGACGACGUCGGCGGCAAGAAGCCAACUCCUUCGAGCUCACGCCAGGAGAAGGAGAUGUGGAUUCGGGCCAAGUAUGUCGACCGCAAGUUCCUGCGUCCAUUCCCAGAGGCCGCUCGUCUCGCGCAGGAGUCCGGUGCCCUGUGGGCCCCUCGGCCCGUGGGCCCCGCGCUGCGCCCGGGCUCCUCCCGCGCUCCGAGCAGCACCGGUGGGAUCAACGCCAACAUCGGCGGCGGCGGUGGCCGCGGCGGAAACACCGGAAUUGGCGGUGGCGGCGGCGGAGGAGGGGGCGGCACCAUGGGAUCCGGAGGCUCCAGGCGGAGCGGAUCGGCGUCCGGCUCUCAGCGCGGCCUGAGAGUGUCGGGCGGCAGCGGCCGGAGGAGGCGGAGGAGGAGCAGCGGAGGAGGUGGUGGGGGGGCGUCGAACGGGCCGGGCCCUGCCGGGGUGCCGCCGGGAGGCGGCGGUGGGGGUGGCCGGAGGGAGACGGGCACCUCGCUGUCGUCGCCGAGACUCCAUCCUGCCGUAGCCGCGCUGGAGAAACAGUUCCGCAGGGACUCGCUGUUCUGCCCGGACGAACUCGACUCACUCUUCUCCUACUUCGACAACGCGGCCGCUGGAGGCGGGGCACGCAAGCCAUCGCAGUCGCCCGUGUCACACCACGGGGAGGAGAUAGAGGGACGUUCACAUGUGGUGUGUGUGGCGCGUGCUGCGGCAGCAGGGCUCAGCAGUGACAGUGGCCUGGGCGGCAGCUCCGACGGCAGCACCGACAUCCUGGUGUUCGACUCCGUGCCUGAGCAGGCGAGCGAGUGCUCGGACGACUCGAGCCUGGAGGAAGAGGAGGCCGACGAGGAGGAGGUGGGCGGCUUCCGUCAGGACGGCGGCGAAUCCUCCUCCGUCGCCUCGACCACGGGCAUCGGCAACAAGGCGGCGGCCGCCGCCACGGCCACCGCGGCGGCGUCGUCUUCGUCGUCGGCCACCAUGCUCCUAAUGUCGGCCGCGAUGCGCUCGCUGGCGCUGCGCGGGCCCCCCGUGGAGGCGACGCCCGCGUGGCUGCUGCGCCGCGCGGCGCUGGCUCGCUGCCUGCCCAUCAUGGCCGAGGCGCUGGCCCACGGCGCCGACGUCAAUCGGCCGAGCGAACUUGGGGAGCGCGACGACGACGACGACGAGGAGCGGGACGAGGGGGAGGAGGACGACGAGGAAGGGAACAACGGCGGAGGUGGACGGGGCGCCAGCGCAGACAACGAGGGACGGACGCCGCUCGUUUACGCCGUGUAUGGGGGCUCGCUGGUGGCGUGCGAGUUCCUCCUGCAGAACGGAGCCGACGUGAACCUGCGGGACGCGCGGGAUCGCAGCCCCCUGCACCACGCCACGCAGCUGGGCUACACCGGGCAGGUGUGCCUCUUCCUGAAGCGGGGAGCCAAUCAGAACGCGGUGGACGAGGGCGGCAUGGACCCACUCAGCAUCGCAGUGCAGGCGGCCAACGCCGACAUCGUCACGCUGCUGCGUCUGGCGCGCAUGAAUGAGGAGAUGCGCGAGUCGGAGGGCUUCUACUCGCACCCGGGCCACUACCCCAGCAGCAGCCCCACCGAGCAGCAGUACCGCAAAUGCAUCCAGGAGUUUAUCGCACUGCAGAUCGACGACGGCUAGACGCCCGCCCGCCCGCCCCUUCCGCUCCCCCACGCCUCACCCCCUCACCCAACAACCACCAAACCCUCAUCACCCCCCCACCACCACCACCACCGACCGACCGCACGAGGCUCACGAUGGCGUCCGGCUCGGGGAGAGGGGGGGUUCCAGGGGGGGGGUUCCAGACCGUGCUCGCGACACUUCCACCGUUAUCCGUCCGCGCCGUUUAAACUCGUUAUUUAUUAACUUUGUCGUCGUCGUUGUUGUUGUUGUUGUUCCCGUUACUGUCGUUGUUGUUGAUGAUGAUUCUUCAUGUGCACCCGGUGGCUUGUGAGACCCGCCUCGUUUUACCUCUCAGCUUCCGUCACAAAUCCUACGUCGCGUCUCCCGAGUCGGUGAACCUCCCGCACGCCACAACGCAUUUGGCGGUUCCUUUCCAUCCCACAUUGUUUUUAUAAUGGACCUUCAAAACCAUACCGCUUACACACAUUACAAAAAAAUAUUUUACUCUUGAAGACCUUCUGAACACGAAAUAUGAACGUCACUUAUAUCCCAACCGUAAAUCCUUUAAACUUGCUCGUGAAUGAAUGAAGAGGG
This is a messenger RNA of Petromyzon marinus (sea lamprey), 3859 nucleotides long. RefSeq names its product arf-GAP with coiled-coil, ANK repeat and PH domain-containing protein 3-like. Gene Ontology annotation, molecular function: GTPase activator activity; protein binding. Gene Ontology annotation, cellular component: cytoplasm. NCBI's taxonomy places the organism in Eukaryota, Metazoa, Chordata, Hyperoartia, Petromyzontiformes, Petromyzontidae. The record is from RefSeq and is a predicted model, not a curated record.